Messenger RNA from Aspergillus terreus NIH2624, 1728 nucleotides. Its product is annotated as putative C6 transcription factor RosA-like. Gene Ontology annotation, molecular function: DNA-binding transcription factor activity, RNA polymerase II-specific; zinc ion binding. The record is from RefSeq and is a predicted model, not a curated record. The transcript is spliced from 4 exons. Bases 1 to 1728 code for a protein of 575 amino acids. Gene Ontology annotation, biological process: regulation of transcription by RNA polymerase II. Lineage: Eukaryota; Fungi; Ascomycota; Eurotiomycetes; Eurotiales; Aspergillaceae.
AUGGCUGGUCCUGGCGGUGGUCCCCCUCGCAAGAGCCACACCAAGUCUCGCUUCGGCUGCAAGACCUGCAAGCGACGACAUAUCCGGUGUGAUGAGACCUUUCCUCAGUGCCGUAACUGCACCAAGCACAACUGCCGGUGCGAUUACAUGGACGUGGCCGCCAUCCAUGAUGAAUCUUCCGCCGCGCGGAAGUCCCCUGACCUUCUCAUGUCCGCCGAGAUCGAGCUGGAAAUCAAGAACUGGCACAUCACCGGCGUCGCUCCCUUCCCCGAGCUCGUUCAUUUCGCUCGCAGCUCCUGGAGCAAGCUGUCACGCACCGAUCUUCGCCUCGUCCACCACAUCAUCGGCCUCUCGAUCGAUCUGCAUCGGCGCGGCCUCAGUAACUGCACCAUCUGGGCACAGAAGAUGCCAAUUUUCCUUUCCAUUGCCGUCUCGUAUGACUUUGUCAUGAGCUCGAUCCUGGCCCUUUCCGCCUCGCAUCUCGCUUGGAUUACCCGAAAUAAGGAAACCAAGCAGCUCGCCUACCACCAUCGCGGGAUCGCCAUCCAAGGGUUGCAAAAGGCGCUGAGUGCCUUUUCGCGGGAAAACUGCGACGCUAUUCUUGCCGCCUCGAUCCUCCUAUCGUGGCAUGCCUCUGAGUGGCAAAGCUGGGCCUCUCUGCAGCAGGGCCUCACUACCGUCCUGAACUCCAUGCAUCCCAUGUGGAAACAGGAGUCCGAACUCGCCAUCUUCCUCGAAAACCAGCGGUAUCUGGGAUGCACCAACGCGCCGAUCAUGUCGGGGUACCGGUUCCAAGAUGAGGAUCUCGCCAGUCUCGACCAAACCAUCGUCGCCCUCCAGAACGCCCAGAAACAGGUCGCCCACAACCUCGAGCACUACCGUCGGCUGAGCGAGCUCGUCGAAUUUGUGCGCCAAUUCCGGAACGAUCUCCUGUCCCAGGCCCCCGAGCAGGCCUUUGAGCGCAUGCAGCCUCUGCGACGCUGGCUGUUUUGGCUCCCGCCGGCCAUGCUCCGCGGCGGGGACUCGGAUAUGGGCGCCCUCGCCAUUCUCGCGCAGUUCUUUGGCGUGGGAGUCGCUCUCGACAGUCUGUUCCCCGACCUGGGCGGAGCCUAUCUGGGGCCGCUCUCCGUCGGCCCGAUCGAGGAGAUCUACCGCGUGAUUGUAACGAGAAGCGCCACCGACCCGUUCAACCCCGAGUUGCAGCUCGCGUCCGCCUUGAUGGACCUCCCCAGUCAUAUUGUUGCCAAAUACAAAAGCCGCCUGCAGUGGUCCCCGCGAACCUCCAUCGACCACUUCACUCCUCCUCCCCCGAGCCCCUACCACAACAUCCAGGAUUACCGCAUAGCCUCCUCCUCGUCUCCGUCCUCCACCUCCGCCACUUACGCCCCCUACACGCCGCCUCUCCAAUCGCCCCCCGCCGUGACCAUCGCGAGCUCCCCGUUCGACAUGACCGGGACCUACGUGACGGCGCCGGGCCAGAAUCUCUACCCCCCUUCGCCGCGCCUACUCUCGGAUCCGCGUGAGGACCUGUCGGAUUACAGCCACGCAGGCUCGCUCCAGCAUUCUCCCGCAUUUCCACCCCCGCUCGUCGACGAGAUGGGCUGCAGCCUCUCUCGGGUCGACGAUUCCCUGGGACUGAACCUGCCGCUCUACGAUGACGCCGCCCACUCCGUGGUUGGGGGGUAUGGCACUCCGGAGCCGUGCUGGCCCGGCAGCAUCUCCACCUGA